AUGAAUGAUGAGAUGAAUGUACUUGUGGUGGACAGUGGCACAAGCCACACGAUCCUAAGAGACAAAAGAUUAGACGUCCAAGAUGGACAGUGUCAAGUGGCUACAGAGUCUAGGCAACGUCUAAAACGUGGCAGACCAAUUGGUUCCAAAGAUAAACAGCCUCGGAAAUCCAAGAAAGGUGCUGGAACCGAGAGCAUAAAGGAAACCAUCCAGGACAUAGAUGGAUCGGUCGAGCCGAACAGAAUGGUCGAGCUGAAUGUACCGACCACACCCGAUGAUCCGGCCGUCCCUCCAAGUGAGUGGGCGCUAGACACAAGGAUCAGUCUAAAGUCCAAAGGACUCGGUGAUACCAUCACUGAGGGUAAUGAUGAGAAUGAAAAGAAUAGAUACAGGGCCAUAUGUUAUAUGCGCCAUCAUCUCAUCGAAGGUCUUAAGGAUCAGUACAUGACAAUUGAGAGUCCACUCGAUCUUUGGAAUGCUUUAAAGCACAGAUACGAUCACCAAAAGAUGGUGUUGCUUCCAAAGGCAAGACACGACUGGAUGCAUCUCAGGUUCAUGGAUUUUAAGUCCGUGGACGAGUAUAACUCAGCCUUGUUCAAAAUCGUUUCUAUACUAAGGCUAUGUGGUGAAGAAGUGUCCGAUGUGAUGAUGCUUGAAAAGACCUAUACGACUUUCAAUCAAUCGAAUUCUGUGUUGCAGCAGCAUGGAGCAAGGCCGGUCGGGACAGCACCAUUACCCGAAGCCCAUGAUGUGGAAAGGAAAUAUCCCAAAGAAACCAACUACGCCCAAGACAACAGGAAACCAUACGGUCAAGGCCGUGGUGGGUACAGGGGACGUAGACGUGACAAUCAUAACGGUAGAGAUAACUACUCAGCCGGCCGAAGGGGAAACCACCAUAACCGUGGUCGUGGUUCCAAUUACGGUCGGGGCCGAGGGAGUUAUGGCCGUGGACGAGGUGGCAUAUCCAAACCAUCUUACACGUCCAAGUCUUUAUGUCACAGAUGCGGGAUGGACAAUCACUGGGCCAAGAACUGUAGAACUCCAAAGCACUUGUGCGAACUCUAUCAAGAGAGUAUCAAGAACAAGAAUCCGGAGGCAAAUAUGAUCCAAGAGAACGGUCAAGAUGACAAGGGAUAUGAUGCUGACAAUGAAUCCGACAGGGACAGCAAAGAUGACCAAAUGGAUUUUGAGACGUCUGACUGUCUAAAGGACUAG
This is a messenger RNA of Brassica napus (rape), 1215 nucleotides long. RefSeq lists its product as uncharacterized. The coding region runs from base 1 to 1215 and encodes 404 amino acids. The record is from RefSeq and is a predicted model, not a curated record. Lineage: Eukaryota; Viridiplantae; Streptophyta; Magnoliopsida; Brassicales; Brassicaceae. Gene Ontology annotation, molecular function: aspartic-type endopeptidase activity. Gene Ontology annotation, biological process: proteolysis. The transcript has 4 exons.